Messenger RNA from Parnassius apollo (apollo), 342 nucleotides. The record is from the annotation of a GenBank genome assembly. Lineage: Eukaryota; Metazoa; Arthropoda; Insecta; Lepidoptera; Papilionidae.
AUGUCAAUUAUUCGUGAUUUCGUUUUAAAUACGGCUGAACACUUUUAUGACAUACCUGAUUUAAGAUUAAAUGAUAAGUCUGAGAAAGCAUUAUUUGAAUUUAUAAAUGAUACACAAACAUAUCUGCUUCAAAGUUCUGUGAAUGAUAAAACUUUACAUCUAAGCACAAAAAUUCAGUGUAAUGUGCAAAAAUCAAUUAUAUUUUAUAAGACAUCAUCAUUGGAUCUAUCAAAACAAGACAAAAUUAAUAAUGUUAACAUGAUUACUUUGACUACAGGAGCUGCAGAAUCCUUAUACCACAUUUUGAGACAAAUAUUUAGCCCUCUGUUGACAUUGGUAUGA